AAGAUAAGUAUUAAUUAUCUAAGCGCUUAUUUUUUGUAUAUAAUCAAAUCUGACGAAUCGGAAAAGUCCAAUAAUAUUACUUUUAUCUUUAUAUCAUAUUUGAUAAUAUCAAACCAGAUAUACUAAAUGCGUAAAAGUAGGGAUUAAGCUUAUUUCGUAUAUAGUACAAAGAUAUUACAAUUAAAAUAGUUAUUAAGAAACAUUGAAUCACAAACAACGCCUUGCCUGAUUUUAUUACCGAAUUCUUCACCAUCUAUAAUACUUAUAUUUUAUAUUAAUAAAACCAAUUAUCUUUUUAAGUGUUUUAAUCAAAUCUUGUUUUCUUUUUUUAAAUAUGGAAUACGAUGGAAGACAUUUGCAAAAAGGCGAUCCCCUACCACCAUUUAGUGGAAAACCACGGCUUUUUUCCAUGAGGUUCUGUCCUUACGCCGAACGAUGCGUUCUAAUGUUAAACGCAAAGAAAGUGGAUUAUGAUUUAGUUUUUAUAGAUCUGAGCAACAAACCGGAAUGGAUUUUUACGUUUAACCCUAAAGGCUCUGUACCAAUUCUGGAGUAUGAAGAAGGCAAAGCCAUAUUUGAAAGUUCAAUAAUUACAUCCUAUAUAGACGAAAGAUAUCCAUACCCAGCCCUUCAGGCCGUAGGGGCCCUCAAAAGAGCACAAGAUAAGGUUGUUGUGGAGCUGUUGUCUACCGCUCAAGCUGCAUAUUACAUAGCAGCAUUCAAUGCGCAGGCAAUAAAGCCAGAAACAGUGCUAAGCUAUCAUCGAAGUCUAGAAAUACUGCAGAAAGAUAUUGCAGGCAGAGGAACCACAUAUUUGGCUGGAGAUAAACCUGGGUACAUUGAUUAUAUCGUCUGGCCAUUCUUGGAGCGUUAUAUAGCUCUUCAUCUAGUGGGAAGACAUGAAUUCGCUAUUACAGAAGAUAAAUAUGAUAUAUUGAUAAAAUAUAUGCAUGCUAUGAAGAAAGACCCUGCGAUUCAGUCCUACAGUUUAGAGCCCGAAAACCAUGCAAAGUAUAUCAAAUCUCGUGUCAAAGGAAAGCCAGACUACAGCAUCGACUCAACUAAUUCAUUUGAUAGGAAAAAUAAUAAAAUUAUAAAGCCUAAAAAGAUAGAUUCAUAUCAAGAAUCUAUUGAAAUGCAUACUAAAAAACCAUCAAUGUAGGCCGUUUUGGAAUGUAUAUGGUACUGGCAAUUGCUUGAAAUACGCGAUAACAACUUUUAUGUAAGAACCGUGGUAGGAGAGUGCAUUUUGAAAUGCAGUUGAUUUUGUGCUUUAGCCUUUAAUUGCGAUUACUCCUGCGUUAUUAUUUUGAUGUGCAGUAAAUUGUAGCUAAGUAUACCUAGUCCAGCCAUAAGUUCGUCACAAAUGAAAAUGCAAAUGAAGUAAUGUAAUAUUAUUAAAAUUUAUACCUACAUACUUAUGAAAGUCUCAGAAAAAAAAACAAUAUUCUAUUCGAAAUGGCCUCCUUUGGCUUUUAUACAGGCCUUUUAUCUGUUUGUCCACGAAUCUAUGGAUCUACGCACUGUUUCCAAGGGAAAUUUCGCCACUGCUUGCUCCAAAGAUUUUUAAAGAGACUUAAUGUCGCCGUGUUGUUUAGAGCAGGCCAUGUCCUCAAAAACUGACCAUAAUUGAAGUCUAAAGGGUUGAGGUCUGGGCUAGAUGAGAGCCAGUCUUCAGCUCUUAUAAAGUCGAAACGUUGGUUUCAAGCCAGGCUUGGGUAGUUUGUGACUAGGUGCAGAAUCCUAAUCCAAAGACCAAGGAAUAUUUUUUGGAAGUGUAUUGCUGAGAGGUUUAACAACAUGAUCCAAGACUGUAUAUUGAUACACUUUGGCUGGCUUUGGCUCUCCUUUUUCACAAAAAUGUAAUUUUGUGACCCCUUGAUAAGACACGCCCCACCAAACCAUCACUGACGCAUGAUGACCACGUUGUACCUUUCCGACCACUUGAGCAGCUUCUUUAAAGGCUUCUUUCUUUUUCUUUAUCAAUUUGCUUAUUGUAGUGUUCUUCAAUCGUAACAAUUUUUUCAUCGGCAAAGAGAAUAUUUCUUGUGCUUUUCACCUGCGUAUCGCGACAGAAGGCGCGUAUCGAUCGACUCUCUGAAAUUGUAAAGAUUGGUUUAGGGCAUGUCCUGUAUAUCGUCGAUAAGCACCGAGCUUCAGGUCUCGUUUUAUAAUACGCGACAGAGCCCUAACGGAAAUCCUUAUUUCUCGCAAUAAGAUUUUUUGCUUCCUAAUGGGGUUUCGACGAAUUCUGGCCUUAACAGCAUUAACAGACAGCGGCCGCUCCGAUCUUUUCUGGUCUUCGAAAGACGAAGUGUUGUUGUUUCUGUUCAUAGUACGAUAUCGAACAUACGGCUGAUACCAAGCUUUUGAAGUGUCUGGAAUAUGACCGACGGGUCCAUCGGCUCGAUCGCCUUGCUCAAAGUGGGUGAGCAAGGCGAUCCCUACAAUCCUAUUUUCAUUAACACCCCAUUCCAUAUUGUAAUUUGAUAAUUAACACAAAAAAAUAUGUGAAAUGGCGCAAAAUCGAAAGAAGUUUUUAAAAU
This is a messenger RNA of Pieris napi, 2546 nucleotides long. RefSeq names its product pyrimidodiazepine synthase-like. The record is from RefSeq and is a predicted model, not a curated record. Gene Ontology annotation, cellular component: cytoplasm. Bases 335 to 1162 code for a protein of 275 amino acids. The transcript has 5 exons. NCBI's taxonomy places the organism in Eukaryota, Metazoa, Arthropoda, Insecta, Lepidoptera, Pieridae. Gene Ontology annotation, biological process: glutathione metabolic process. Gene Ontology annotation, molecular function: glutathione dehydrogenase (ascorbate) activity; glutathione transferase activity.